Molecule: messenger RNA, 797 nt
Organism: Leptinotarsa decemlineata (Colorado potato beetle)
Lineage: Eukaryota; Metazoa; Arthropoda; Insecta; Coleoptera; Chrysomelidae
Gene: ENGase
Product: cytosolic endo-beta-N-acetylglucosaminidase
Biological process (GO): protein deglycosylation
Cellular component (GO): cytoplasm
Molecular function (GO): mannosyl-glycoprotein endo-beta-N-acetylglucosaminidase activity
Source: RefSeq, a predicted model, not a curated record
UAACCACCACACAUUGCAUUUCCUGUUCCCAUGCACUGUUCGUUAUUUUACUUAGAGUUGCGUUUCUAAAAUGAUGCCUAACGUAUUCAUCCAGUGUCAACCGAUAAGCAAUGUGGAAGAUUUGGAUGGGGUGAUUCAAGAACCUCCUGGAUGGGUUGACAGAGUUGAAAUUUUGCAACCGAGGUCUUCAACCGUCCUUCUGAACAGUGUACCUUACUGCCACAGUCAUGUGAAUAAUUUUUUUGUGAGAAACAGGGUUGAUAGAAGGACCGUCCCCAAGACACUGGUGUGCCACGAUUAUAAGGGAGGCUAUCAGUCAGACAGAUACCUACACAAGGCCAAUGAAGACAUUGUGGGUAAUGGUUAUACAUUUUACAAUUGGGCCCAGAUAGAUAUUUUCGUAUAUUUCAGUCAUCACUUCAUUACAAUUCCUCCUCUCUGCUGGAUCAAUGCUGCUCAUAAAAAUGGAGUAAAGGUUCUUGGGACCCUUAUUACUGAAUUCGAUACGGGCAAUAAAAUUUGUGACUUGAACAUAUUCAAAGAUACAGAAACGAUGAUUAGCUUUGCCAAAUCUUUAGCAGCAUUGACAAAAAUUUUUGGUUUUGAUGGUUGGUUAUUGAACAUAGAAAAUAAUGUUAAAAAUAUUGAUGUACUGAAGGAAUUCGUGCCAUACAUAACACGUUUAAUACAUGAAAUAAACCCUGAAAGCUUGGUUAUUUGGUACGAUAGUGUUACAGAAAAAGGCGAAUUAUUAUGGCAAAAUGCAUUAAAUGAACAUAACAGGUGAGUUUUUUUUG